UUAUUACUUUUUAUGAUAAUAAUAAUACUUAUUGUUAUUAUUAUUAUAACAUUGAUAUGUUGAUAAAGAGCUUUUAGUUUGCAGGAUUUGAAAAUGGUUCAAUUCUUUUUGGUAUUUGGAUUUAUUAAUUUGACAUCUCUAUUGUUCAAUGCACUAGUAUUUCAUGUUAUUUAUAAACAAGUUGAUAAAUCUAAGUUCCCAACAAUAUACAUAUAUAACACGAUAAUUGCAAAUUCAAUGGACACUUUUCUUAUUUUGAUAACAUUUAUAAUACCUAUUGUCUUGGACGAUAAAGUCUACUUUGAAUUUCGCCGAUUUGCCGGUUCCUCCUUGACAAUAGUUGGUACAUUUUUCUAUGAGCACAUAUUCUACCUAACUAUUCUUAUGACACUACAACGUGCUCAUUCGAUAAAACGUCCAGCGAGCAAACUGGUCACGGAUCGAAGAGUGUGGCUGGUUUGUAGCGGUUUUGGGGUAAUCUCACUUAUUAUAUUGAUAAUUCCUUUUUUAUCAAGUUGCCCUGUCAACAUCAACCAACGAAAUCUAAGCUUUCAAGGUGACUGUCACGAAGAAAUACAUCCGAUAACCGCAAUUCAAAAUAAUUAUUUAAUUUUGAUACCUGUUAUAACCAUGUCAAUUAACGCUAUUGUACUUUUAUAUUUAGCAGCUAAGCGUGGAGAAGCUCUGAGAAGGAGGAGGCUUAAUAUAGUCUCAAUUUCAUCUACAUCCAAUGUGCAUCAACUCCCACCACUAGCAACCCGGUCAAAAAGCCGGCAAAGUUUCGAUCGGUGCCUAUUGCUACAUUCAACUAUUACAACCUCGUUUCUAUUCUUGUAUGAACUUACAGGGCUUCUUUUGAGAGUUUUCGUGAAAGACUUUCUGGCUUUAUCCGAAACUGUUCGCCGGUUCAUAUUUUAUUCAAGAGUGUCCACGAUUUCGCUGCUCUGCUUUUUGCUGUAUUUUGUUGGAACUCCGGCGAUACGAAAACUGAUUUUACAAAAAGUAUUGAACUUAUUGAAAGGAAAAGCUGGUCAUCGAACUCCUACUACUACAACUGUACUUGUUUGAUUCAUUGUAAUUGCAAUAAAAAUA
Messenger RNA from Caenorhabditis elegans, 1092 nucleotides. RefSeq names its product G-protein coupled receptors family 1 profile domain-containing protein (gene srxa-15). The record is from RefSeq and is marked reviewed. Gene Ontology annotation, cellular component: membrane. NCBI's taxonomy places the organism in Eukaryota, Metazoa, Nematoda, Chromadorea, Rhabditida, Rhabditidae. The transcript is spliced from 7 exons. The coding region runs from base 94 to 1068 and encodes 324 amino acids. Gene Ontology annotation, molecular function: G protein-coupled receptor activity. Gene Ontology annotation, biological process: G protein-coupled receptor signaling pathway; signal transduction.